Gastrolobium bilobum is the source of this 1977-nucleotide messenger RNA. Its product is annotated as proline--tRNA ligase, chloroplastic/mitochondrial. Gene Ontology annotation, cellular component: chloroplast stroma; aminoacyl-tRNA synthetase multienzyme complex; cytoplasm. Gene Ontology annotation, molecular function: ATP binding; proline-tRNA ligase activity. The coding region runs from base 46 to 1695 and encodes 549 amino acids. Gene Ontology annotation, biological process: prolyl-tRNA aminoacylation. The transcript has 11 exons. NCBI's taxonomy places the organism in Eukaryota, Viridiplantae, Streptophyta, Magnoliopsida, Fabales, Fabaceae. The record is from RefSeq and is a predicted model, not a curated record.
ACCUCAUCUCAGUUCUCUUUCUCUCUUAGUUCUCCAAAGCCACAAAUGAUGUCUCUCAGGCUAACCUCUUUCACUCACCUCUUCUCCUCACCCUCUACCGCCACCAUUUCUCGCCGUUCUACGGCUAUUCUACGGCGGCGCCGCCACUGUCACCAAUUCAGACCACGAAUACUCGCAGCCACCUUUUCCGUCCAAGGUGCGGCAGCGGAGACCCGGGACCGAGUCGAUAACUCGAAGAACAAAGUCCCCGACCGAAUCAUCACGCCAAGGUCACAGGACUUCAAUGCAUGGUAUCUCGACGUUAUAGCCAGCGCCGAGCUAGCCGAUUACGGUCCGGUUCGCGGCACAAUGGUCAUUCGCCCCUACGGUUACGCCAUAUGGGAAUCGAUUCAGGAGUAUUUGAAUGUGAAGUUAAAGGAGACUGGGCACAGUAACAUGUAUUUUCCUCAGUUUAUCCCAUACUCAUUUAUAGAGAAAGAAGCAAGUCAUGUUGAGGGUUUUAGUCCUGAGUUAGCCCUAGUGACAAUUGGGGGUGGAAAGGAACUUGAAGAGAAGCUUGUGGUCCGACCUACAAGUGAAACCAUUGUGAAUCACAUGUUUACUCAAUGGAUCCAUAGCUACCGUGAUCUUCCUCUCUUGAUUAAUCAGUGGGCAAAUGUCACAAGAUGGGAGAUGCGCACUAAACCAUUUGUGAGAACUCUUGAAUUUCUUUGGCAAGAAGGCCAUACUGCUCAUGGAACUCCAGAAGAGGCAGAAAAUGAGGCUAUACAGAUGAUUGACAUCUACACCAGAUUUGCUUAUGAGCAAGCUGCAAUACCUGUUAUUGCAGGUCGAAAAUCUAAAGUGGAAACAUUUGCUGGUGCUUGUAAGACCUAUACGAUUGAGGCUAUGAUGGGUGACAAGAAAGCAUUACAAGCAGGAACCAGCCACAACCUUGGGCAAAACUUUGCCCGUGCCUUUGGAACACAGUUCACAGAUGAAAAUGGACAAAGGGAAUAUGUUUGGCAGACAUCAUGGGCAAUUAGUACCCGUUUUGUUGGAGGUAUCAUCAUGACACAUGGAGAUGAUGCAGGCCUAAUGCUUCCCCCGAAGAUGGCACCGAUUCAGGUGGUAAUUGUACCCAUUUGGAAGAAGGAUGAUGAGAAAAUGGCAGUUCUGAAUGCAGCAUCAUCUGUAAAAGAAGUUCUUCAAAGCUCUGGGGUUAGAGUUAAACUUGAUGACUCUGAUCAAAGAACCCCUGGGUGGAAAUUCAAUUUUUGGGAGAUGAAGGGAGUUCCUCUUAGAAUUGAAAUUGGUCCUCGUGACGUGUCUAAUGGAAGUGUGGUGAUAUCCAGGAGAGAUAUCCCUGGGAAGCCAGGAAAAGUCUUUGGAAUCUCUAUGGAGCCAUCAAUUUUGCAGGCUUAUGUUAAAGACAAGUUGGAUGAGAUACAGUCUUCUCUUCUGGAAAGGGCUAUUGCAUUUCGAGACAGUAAUAUUAUAGAUGUGAGCACAUACGAUGAUCUUAAAGCUGCAAUAUCACAAGGCAAAUGGGCAAGGGGCCCUUGGUCUGCUAGUGAUGAAGAUGAGUUAAAAGUAAAAGAGGAAACCGGAGCAACUAUCAGGUGUUUUCCUUUUGAACAGCCAGAAGGGAAUAAAAGAUGCUUGAUGACUGGAGAUCCUGCUCAAGAAGUGGCUAUUUUUGCCAAAUCUUACUGACUCUGCAAGCUUGUUUAUUCUUUAAACUCCCAAACAAUAUGAUCUGCAAGCGGGUUCUUGUACUUAAUUUUCUGUUUGAAUUUUUACUGGCUUUUUUGGGAAGUCAAUUUUUUGUUAUAACUUAGUUAAGUUAUUAAGAAAAAUGUAAUAUAUUGAUUCAGUGUAACUUCUAUUCUUUGUCUGUUGUCAUUGUUUAGAAAGAUGAUUGAGAUGAUGCUGUGGAGGAUAGAAUUUGAAGAAUUUAUAUCACUCCAGUUUGAUGAUGUCUCGGUAAUUUAUGGA